Messenger RNA from Malania oleifera, 1070 nucleotides. RefSeq names its product cytochrome b5-like. NCBI's taxonomy places the organism in Eukaryota, Viridiplantae, Streptophyta, Magnoliopsida, Santalales, Ximeniaceae. Bases 325 to 729 code for a protein of 134 amino acids. The record is from RefSeq and is a predicted model, not a curated record. Gene Ontology annotation, molecular function: heme binding. Gene Ontology annotation, cellular component: membrane; intracellular membrane-bounded organelle. The transcript has 3 exons.
AGAAUUAGAAGCAUACCUUAAAUGGGUGGGGGUCGGGACAUUGGAGUGUCAUUUCCCAAACAGCGCGGUAGGUAACAAGGUCCUCGCUCUCCGUCUGGUCAUCGGCAACCCAGAUCCACUCGAUUUUCGAUUGGGCCCUACCAAACCUCUCUCUCUCUCUCUCUCUAAAUCUUUAGUUUAUUCUGCUUUUCGUUCCCAAAUUGCGAGAGUCGAAGGCCAAUUCUUCCAAGAGUCGGGGUAGUGGGAGAGAGCGCGCGAUAUACUGAUUGCUUAUUUGGGCAAAAGGAGUUGUGGUCUGUCGAUCUCAAAUCUUGCCGGAGAGGGAUGGGUGGCGACGGCAAGGUCUACACUUUGGCUGAUGUCUCCGAGCAUAACAGCCCGCAGGAUUGUUGGCUCGUCAUCGAUGGCAAGGUAUAUGAUGUUACGAAGUUCUUGGAGGACCAUCCAGGUGGUGACGAGGUUUUGUUAUCAGCAACAGGUAAGGAUGCAACUGAUGAUUUCGAGGAUGUUGGGCAUAGUACCAGUGCAAGAUCUAUGAUGGAUGAAUACUAUGUAGGCGACAUCGAUACAUCUACAGUCCCCACCAAGAAUCAAUAUGUUCCUCCCAAGCAGCCUGUCUACAAUCAAGACAAGACAUCAGAGUUCAUCAUCAAGCUCCUCCAAUUCCUAGUACCCCUCCUAAUCUUAGGCUUGGCUGUUGGUGUUCGCUUCUAUACCAAAUCAGCUUGAGAAUGGAGAGAGGACAAGGGAAUUGGAAAGAUAUAAUUCUACAAUAAGUUAAUUGUAGCAGUCAAUGGUCCCCUCUUCUUGUUUGUGUUUGAGACUGCCAUUAUUCUUCGGUGCAAGUAAGUUGAACUCUACCCCCAAUUCACUCCACCCCACCUUUUUUUUUUUUUUUAAAAUUGAACUCUGGGAUUGUCUUGCUUGAUUUGCCUUUAGUAGAAACUAAACUUGCGCUUAUACUCGUCAUUUGGUUUGGCAAUUUUAUGAACACUGGUUAUGCUUUUUGUGAACAACCCUAUUUUGCUUAUGCAAGUGCAUUAAGGAGUCCAGAAGCUGUUUUGCUGGCA